Molecule: messenger RNA, 3939 nt
Organism: Elgaria multicarinata webbii
Lineage: Eukaryota; Metazoa; Chordata; Lepidosauria; Squamata; Anguidae
Gene: PTPRN
Product: protein tyrosine phosphatase receptor type N
Exons: 23
Coding region: 58-2913 (951 amino acids)
Biological process (GO): insulin secretion involved in cellular response to glucose stimulus; protein dephosphorylation; regulation of secretion
Cellular component (GO): synapse; secretory granule
Molecular function (GO): protein tyrosine phosphatase activity
Source: RefSeq, a predicted model, not a curated record
AGGCGGCGGCUGCUGCUGCUGCUGCUACCCGGGCUUUGAGUGGGGGCACCAGCCGGCAUGGGGCGGUGUCGGAGUCAGCUCCGGGCGCUUGGCUCCUUCCUCUUCUUGCUGUCGUUCCUGGGAGCCCGGACUGGUGCAGCUGCUGGGGAUCGCCCGUUGCCAGUGCUGCAUGGCUGCCUAUUUGACAGGAGACUGUGCUCCCAACAGGAAGUCUGUGUGCAAGAUGGCUUGUUUGGUCAGUGCCAGCAAAGCGCGCUCCGGGACCGGCCCUACUUCCAGGUCACAGCACCUGUGCUCCAGCGUCUGCAGGAUGUGCUACGGCACCUGAUGGCACAAGGUUUAUCGUGGCAGGAUGAUCUGACGCAAUAUGUGAUUUCCCGGGAGAUGGAACGCAUCCCUAGGCUUCACCUUCCACCUUCGUGGGAGUCUGUGGCUGAGGACAGGUUCCCACCAGCCCACCGGCCUCCCAGGAGACCCCCUAUGCCCUCUGAGCCUGUCUCCCUCCAGGGAGCUCGCCAGCCCCCUCUCCCUCCAGCCCUCCUGCAACGGUACCUGGAGCUCCUGCUGGCCUCUCAGCCUGAGCUAGGCUACAAGGAUGCGUUCCUGUCCUCUUACCCUCAUCACCAGUUCACCUACUCAGAUGGCACCUUCCAGGACCACGCCAAUGCACACAACCCGGAGUCUCCCAUUCUCCUGGACAGAGCUGCUGCUUCCAAGGCCCUGUUUGGUGCCAGCACAGCCCCUUCCUAUAGGGGCCAGCAGGGACUGGAUGGAGGUCAACUUUUCCAAGACCUUGGUGCACUUUACCUGACACAAGAGCAGGCAGGUAAAUCCAAAGCUAGGGCUCCGCGCAGGCAUGAUUCCAGGACAGAUGGACUCCUUCAAGACUACGGUGACAGCACUGAAGAUGGAGGGAACCCCCAGGCACACCUGGCAGAGCCAGAUAGAGCUGUACAAAGACUCACAGCAGUGCUUGCCAGUUAUGGGAUUAGACCAGAGGAUGUGAUCCGGCUCCUCCAGAAUCCAGCUGAGCAUGCUGGUGGCCUUGGACCAGAGACCCCAGAGUCUAAGCGGGCAACAGAAGCUGAAAUGCAACACGGGGAGGAUGUGGAGCCCCCACCUUCCCGCGAGAGCUAUGCCAGUGCUGUCCCCACAGAGGGGCAGAUACAGGCUCAGAGGAAGACCCUGAGCCCCACCAAGGCCACAGCAGCCGUGACGACAGCUUCCCCACCACAGCCUGAGCCCCUGCGUCCUGGUGAGGGGGAUACCGCUGGCCCCCAGGGGCAGGUGAUGGUGAAGAAGAGCUACACCACCCUCGGGGGACGUGGCAGGGAGGAGGAGAGGCCAGAGACUACCCUGGCUGCUGCUGAGGAAUACGGCUACAUUGUCACCGACCAGAAGCCACUGGGUCUUGCUGCUGGCAUCCGGCUCCUGGAGAUCCUGGCUGAGUAUGUGCACUUGUCUACUGCCAGCUUCAUCAACAUCAGUAUUGUGGGCCCAGCUCUCACCUUCCGUAUCCGUCAAAACCACCAAAACCUGUCGCUGGGUGACGUGACCAACAAGGCUGCACAGGUGAAGCCGCAGCUGGAGACCGAGGUGGGAGUGAAGAUCCUACAGAUGGGCGUCGGACAGCGCAACGAGGCUGCAACCUACCCACAUCCCACCCACUUCGGCGACACCUUCCGCUCAGUGCUGCUCACCUUCGUCUUGCUGGCCUGCGUGGCUGGCAUCGUCAUCACCGCAGCCGUGGUCUUCUGUCUGCGCCAACAUGCUAAGCAGCGUGAGAAGGAGCGGCUGGCCGGGCUGGGGCCCGAGGGUGCAGCGGACAGCACCUUUGAGUACCAGGAGCUCUGUCGGCAGCACAUGGCUGCCAAGUCACUCUUUGGCCGGGCAGAAGCCCCGCCGCCCCCCGCCCCAGCGGAGAACUCCCGUGUCAGCAGUGUUUCCUCGCAGUUCAGCGAUGCGCCCCAGGCCAGCCCCAGCUCCCAUAGCAGCACGCCGUCCUGGUGCGAGGAGCCUGUACAAUCCAACAUGGACAUCUCCACCGGGCACAUGAUUCUGGCGUAUAUGGAGGACCACCUACGCAAUCGUGAUAGGUUAGCCAAGGAGUGGCAAGCACUGUGCGCGUACCAGGCUGAGCCCAAUGGCUGUGACGCUGCCCAACAUGAAGCCAAUGUCAAAAAAACCCGUAACCCGGAUUAUGUGCCCUAUGACCACAUGCGCAUCAAGCUGAAAGCCGAGAGCAACCCGUCCCGGAGUGACUUCAUCAAUGCCAGCCCCAUUAUUGACCAUGAUCCACGGAUGCCAGCAUACAUUGCGACGCAGGGGCCACUGUCCCACACCAUCGCUGACUUCUGGCAGAUGGUGUGGGAGAACGGCUGCACCGUCAUUGUGAUGCUGAGCCCCCUGGUGGAGGAUGGUUUCAAGCAGUGUGACCGCUACUGGCCGGACGAGGGCUCCUCGCUCUACCACAUCUAUGAGGUGAACCUGGUCUCGGAACACAUCUGGUGUGAGGAUUUCCUGGUGCGCAGCUUCUACCUGAAGAACGUGCAAUCCCAGGAGACACGGACGCUGACACAGUUCCACUUCCUGAGCUGGCCAGCAGAUGGCAUCCCCACCACCACACGGCCUCUUCUCGACUUCCGCAGGAAGGUGAACAAGUGCUACCGGGGCCGCUCAUGCCCAAUCGUUGUACACUGCAGUGAUGGCGCAGGAAGGACCGGAACGUAUAUCCUUAUUGACAUGGUUCUGAACCGAAUGGCCAAAGGAGUGAAGGAGAUCGAUAUCGCAGCCACCCUGGAGCAUGUGCGGGAUCAACGACCUGGCAUGGUGCAAACUAAGGACCAGUUUGAGUUUGCGCUGACAGCUGUGGCAGAAGAGGUGAAUGCCAUCCUGAAGGCGCUGCCACAAUGAUGCCCCACUCAGCGUACCCCAGCUUGGUGACUCCCCAACUUGACCCUUUGCCUCUGCUGUGCCGUGUCCUUGCCUGGGGUGUCCUCCCUUCAUAAAGUCUAAUCUUCAUGUUGUUGGUCAUGGCUGCAUUUAAACUACCUGUGGAGACACCAGCCCCUCACCCUUCUGGGCCUCCCGUCACUCUGAUCACCAAAUUCUCUUCAUGUUGUUGAGUUCUAGCCCACCCAUGUUCCUUUGAAACGAGCCCUUGGUUGAUGUCAAGUGAGCUCUUUUCUACUUUGCACUCCUAGAGACAAGUCAGUUCUCUAGUACAAUGGUGGGCAGAAGGAAGAUCUCCAGACGUUUGGGACUUCAACUCCCAGAAGCUCCUGCCAUCAUAGUCACUGGUGAGGAAUGCUGGGAGUUGGAAGUCCAAAACAUCUGGAGAUCUAUUUUCUGCCCACUCCUGAUCUAGUGAACAUAGUUGGGUGUACCCAUACACAGCAAUAAGGGUCUGCAAUUCAAAACACAAGUUAGGCACUUUUUUAAAGCUCAGUGGAAAAAUGAUGGGCUUUAGAGUGCCUCCUUUGUGUUUAUGGCUAUUAUGGAUUUGCCUGCGUCUACAAAUGUGGGGUGUGUGGAGUUGAGAUAGCUGUGCAUCCAUGCAACCUUUCCCCCAGUUCCAAAUGCUGGUUGGCUCCAGAGACAUAAUGGAUGCUGAGGAACCUGUCCCCCUUCUAUGUCUCACCCCUUGCACCUACUUUCUGGGCUGCCCAAAGGGCCACAUCAGGGGAAGGGAUAUUGCUUCUACCCUGAUCCCUACCACUUGCAUACCUGUAGCCCUGGACCCCAGCCCAGCCCAGCCACAGCAGUUCCCUCCCUUCCCCAGAGCUGGGGUGUGUGGGGGAGGACGCUCCAUGGGGGAGAAGGCCCUGUAGCUGCCUCCCACUGUGUUGUCUCCCUAAUUGUUACUUACACCAAGAGACAUUUCUAGAGAAUCUAAUUUUGUAUUUGAUGUGAAUAAAGUUUUUGUGUCGCGUUUGUGCA